AAUUUUAUCCGAUUUUCCCAUUAAUUAGUACUAGACAAAAUUAAUAGGCAGACGCCACAAUUAAUUUUCUAGAAAUGCUGUUUCCCCACUUCACUUACCUAAAUCCUUCAGAAAUUUUUGAUUCGCUAUAUAAUUUUACUGCUACUCCUACUCCUACUACCAAACCAUCUCCGUCCUCCCUUUUCCUCAAAUCUCAAUCCAUCAUAUCCUCAAAAACCCUAAAACUAAAAUUAAUUCGAUUCAUAUCGCUAAUGUUCAGAUCAAUUUACUCAACGAAUUGUUAGAUUAUUAAUCUCCUGAACAAGAGGGUCUCUGGGGUUGGGGGAAGGAGACGUCAUCUUUUACAGGGGGUCGGGGAGAGUGAUAGCCAGAGCGGUGGAGCUAGAGGGAGGAGGAGGGAGUUGAGGGAAAUGCCAAGCGUGGCCGUGAAAUUAUACAGUGUUUUCUUCAAGUUUAUGUUAAAGCAUCGGUUGCAGAACCGAACCCAAAUCCCCGUUGAUGACGCAAAUGCCGGAACUUCUUUCGGCGUUACGUCACGUCCUGAUGAGGAAUCUACUGCAGCUUCCAAUCCUCUUUUCACCGACGGCGUUGCCACCAAGGAUAUACAUAUAGAUCCUACCACCUCUGUUUCUAUCAGAAUAUUCCUUCCAGAGACCUCCCUUGGCUCUCCUGAUUCCGAUUUAAGGGCACAAUCUAAAUCUAGGGCUAAAGCUUCCAGACCCGAUUCUCUCACAGGAUCCGAUCUACGCAGAAGCAGCUAUGGUGCUGCUACGACUGAUAAUGUCACCGAAAAUCGCAAUAGAAAUAGUUUUAAUCAUAGGAGAAAUAGCUACGGAGGCAAUGUGGAUGAUCUCGCUUUGAAAUCUGAAAAUGGGGUUUAUAGAGGAUAUGCUCCCGCCGGUAAAAAUUGCAGGAAGUUGCCGGUGAUGUUACAAUUCCAUGGUGGGGGGUUUGUGAGUGGGAGCAAUGAUUCGGUUUCAAAUGAUUUUUUCUGUAGAAGAAUUGCAAAGCUUUGUGAUGUCAUUGUUUUGGCAGUUGGAUACAGGUUAUCACCUGAGAAUAGAUACCCAGCUGCAUUUGAGGAUGGGUUGAAAGCUCUGCAUUGGCUGGCGAAGCAGGCCAAUUUGGCUGAAUGCAGCAAGUCAUUGGGCAACAGACGUGGUGGAGCAGAUGUGAAAAAAUCUGAUUCCCACGGACACAUAGCGGAUGCCUUUGGAGCAUCAAUGGCAGAGCCUUGGUUGGCUGCCCAUGGAGAUCCGUCGAGGUGUGUUCUCCUUGGAGUGAGUUGUGGGGGAAACAUAGCUGAUUAUGUGGCCCGAAAGGCAGUAGAAGCAGGCAAUCUUUUGGACCCAGUCAAGGUGGUGGCACAGGUCUUGAUGUAUCCAUUUUUCAUUGGCAAUGUUCCAACUCAUUCUGAGAUAAAGCUAGCUAAUUCCUAUUUCUAUGACAAGGCAAUGUGCGUACUUGCCUGGAAAUUACUUUUACCUGAAGGAGAGUUUAACUUGGAUCACCCUGCUGCCAACCCACUUGUUGCUGGUAGAGGAGGACCUCCGUUAAAACGAAUGCCCCCAACAUUGACAAUUAUAGCAGAGCAUGACUGGAUGAAAGAUCGGGCUAUUGCUUAUUCAGAGGAACUCCGGAAAGUAAAUGUUGAUGCUCCUGUUCUUGAAUAUAAGGAUGCUGUUCACGAGUUUGCAACUCUUGACAUGCUUCUCAAGACCCCUCAGGCUCAGGCUUGUGCUGAGGAUAUUGCCAUCUGGGUAAAGAAGCACAUUUCACUCCGAGGUCAUGAGUUUUCAUAUUGAUUUGGAUAGAGGUCUUGUACAGCAGCAUCUCUGUGACAAAUGCUACUCUCGAUUUAAGGUUUAGCAUUUAUGCCUUAUAUAAGUUUCACGGCACAUUCUUUUUUCCCUUGGGAUGUUUCUUUUGUAAUAUAGAUGUGAUUUGCAGAAAAAUAGGGGUUAGCUGAGUUUUGACUUUUGAACCACACAUUCCUUCAAUUUGAGUUAAAAGCAUUUACGUGGUAUCCUUGUAAACAUUUUCCCUGUAUCAAGAGAUUUCUUUCAUUAGCAGAUAAUGGAAGAGAUGUAUCCUGCGCUUAGUGUUUCGCUUUAUAUUUGAUGGUUGGAUUUCAGCA
Molecule: messenger RNA, 2137 nt
Organism: Solanum lycopersicum (tomato)
Lineage: Eukaryota; Viridiplantae; Streptophyta; Magnoliopsida; Solanales; Solanaceae
Product: probable carboxylesterase 16
Molecular function (GO): hydrolase activity
Source: RefSeq, a predicted model, not a curated record